AUGACAUCCUUACAGCGACUUCCAGGCCCUCAGAUGUACACCAUCGGGUGGAUCACCGCUCUUGACAAGGAGCUCACCGCAGCACAGGCUGUGCUCGACGAAGAGCACCAGAAGCCAGAAAACUUCAGAAAGCACCCGAAAGACACAAACAGCUAUGUCUGGGGUCGGAUUGGAGACCACAAUGUGGUCAUCGCCUCGCUAGCCGCCGGAAAGUACGGCACUGUGUCCGCAGCGACGACCGCGUGGAGCAUGAUCAGCUCUCUUCCGCAUCUUCGGUUCGGCCUCAUGGUCGGCAUCGGCGCCGGCAUUCCCAAGCUGGCAGACAACACCGAUAUCCGUCUCGGCGAUGUUGUCGUCAGCCAGCCGACCGGUACAAGCCCGGGAGUUGUACAGUACGAUGUAGGGAAGCUGGAAAACGACGGCCAGUUCAGACGUGUCGGUUCUCUCGCCCCUCCGCCCGAGGUCCUUCUCAAAGGAUUAGCAGCACUGAAGGCCAAAAGAAGACUCAAAGGACCCCAGAUACGCAGCAUUUUGGACGAUAUGCUCCAGCGACACCCGCUCUUAGCAGAGGCAGAACCUGAUGACGCUGCGUACGUUUACCAAGGGGCACACAACGACCGGCUAUUUGAAGCAUCCUCGAUACACGUCCAGCGCCCAAAUCGACAAACCACAGUGCCUUCGACAAGAGCCGUUCCGCAUGAUAUCAGUAAGCUCUAUUUUCAGUUAGCGCUGGCCUGGAUUUGCUCGUUCUUCUGGCUUGUCUAUGACUCUGUGGGAAAGCUUGCCGGUACGAAUGUUGCCAAGACGAGCCAGCCAUCCGACGGUACAGGUUGUCCAGAGUUCAGCCAGACAAGAGCUUGUGCGCAUUGCGAUCCUUGGAAAGAAAUAGGGCGACCAGAGCGCCGGUCUACGGAUCCGGUAGUUCACUACGGCGUCAUUGCUUCCGGCACCUCCGUCAUAAAGGACGGCAUUUCCCGGGACGAAAUCGCACAGCGACUUGGAGACAAGUGCAUCUGCUUCGAGAUGGAGGCGGCUGGUCUGAUGGACAACUUCCCUUGCCUCGUAAUCAGAGGGAUCUGCAACUAUGCGGACACUCAUAAGAACGAUCGUUGGCAGAACUACUCUGCAGCAACAGCCGCCGCAUUUGCAAAGGAAUUGCUGCAAGUUAUCGACAGCGAGGAUGUAGAGAGCGCCUCGAGAAUCGAUGAGAUCAUGGAAAAGCUGUGUGAAGAUAUGUCUCAAAUCCACUCAACCACGAACCACAUGCAACAAAGCCUCCAUCUCCGGGAAGUCAUGAAGUGGCUCGCUCCACCGGAUCCAUCAGCAAAUAACAACAAGGCCUUGCAGCAGCGUCAUGAAGGCACAGGUCAGUGGUUCCUCGAAAGCGAUGAAUACUUGAAGUGGAAAACAACGCCGAAGUCCUCUUUAUGGCUCCACGGCGUUCCGGGCUGCGGAAAAACAAUCCUAAGUUCGACUGUUAUCAAGGACCUUAGCAACACCAAAUCUUAUUCUCAGCGUCUCCUCUACUUUUACUUCGACUUUACCGACACUAGCAAGCAAUCUCUCGAGAAAGCGAUUCGGUCGCUGAUUGCUCAGCUUUACCGCAAAAGUCACGACGUCCAGACGCACCUGGACUCACUUUACUCCUCUUGCAAAAGUGGUUCACAACAGCCUAGUAUUGACUUGCUGAGCUCGACCUUCGAAGGCAUGGCUCAGCAGAUCGGCGAAGUAUGGAUCGUCCUGGAUGCACUCGAUGAAUGCCAGGCGAGAACAGGCCUGAGAAACGAAGGAUUGUUACACUGGAUUGAGAGUGUUCUAAACUCAUCGCAAGUAAAUGCGCACCUUCUUGUCACGAGUCGCCCUGAACAUGAUAUUAAAUCAGCUUUGGAAAGAUAUGUCGAUGAUCAGAUCAUUCUCCAGAGCGACCUUGUCACGGAAGACAUACGUGCGUAUGUCCAUGGAACAGUGAGACAACACGAAGGAUUUAAGAGGUGGCGAACGCGGGAAGGAAUUCAUAAUGAGAUCGAAAGCCACCUGAUAGAGAAAGCUAACGGAAUGUUUCGCUGGGUUUCGUGCCAACUCGACGCCCUCGAAAAAUGCCCCGAUCCCCUCAGUCUUCGACAGACGCUGCGAUCAUUACCAAGGACACUAGAUGAGACUUACGCGCGAGUUCUAAGCAGAAUUCCGCCUGAAUUCGAACAGAAUGCCAAACGACUACUACAAUUUCUUGCUUAUUCCGAACGACCGCUUCGAAUUGAAGAAGCUGUUGACGUCAUUACCGUGGCCAUCGAAAACAAGCCCAGGUUUGACGCAAAGAACAGAAUGCCACAACCAGACGAAAUAGCUAUCUACUGUUCAAGCUUAGUGGCUGUUGUCACUCGAAGCGGUAGCGACGGAGGUAGUGAGGGCAGAGAGCUACAGCUUGCGCAUUUCUCAGUGAAGGAAUACCUAACGUCCGACCGACUAGAGCAAAACAUAUCUGAAGCCUUCAGAGAGCCACUAGCCAGGGCUGAUAUUACAGAAGUCUGUCUUGCGUACCUGUUGGAGCUAGACCACAGCAUUUCGCUGCUGGAAGUCAGAGAGUCAUACCCAUUCGCGCAGUAUGCUGCACGGUACUGGAUGAACCACGCUACCCAAGCCGAUACCAGCAGAGUCGUUCGGCUCAUUAGAGAGUUUUGCCUCCAUAAAGAAUCUCACAAAACGUGUCACAGACUCUAUAACCCAGAUCGUCCAUGGGAAGUAGAACCAAAGGUUCCUCAGAAAGAAAGGCCUCCUCUCUUGUACUGUGUAGCACUUGGAGGGAUCCUGUGCGCAAUAGAGGAGAUAUUGAAAAGCGGAGCAGACGUCAACGCCCAAGGUGGUACUUACGGCAAUGCUCUUCAAGCCGCUUCAUAUAAAGGGGACAGGGAUGUCAUCCAGAUGCUCCUCAACAAGGGAGCAGACGUCAACGCCCAGGGUGGUAUUUACGGCAAUGCUCUUCAAGCUGCUUCAUAUAAAGGGGACAGGGAGGUCAUCCAGAUGCUCCUCAACAAGGGAGCAGACGUCAACGCCCAGGGUGGUAUUUACGGCAAUGCUCUUCAAGCUGCUUCAUAUAAAGGGGACAGGGAGGUCAUCCAGAUGCUCCUCAACAAGGGAGCAGACGUCACUGCCGAUGAGGCUGGGUGGACACCACUCAUUCUGGCAUCAGACAACGGCCAUCUUAAGGUGGUCAAGCUGCUUCUUGACAGGGGAGCUGACAUCACGGUUGCUGAUGAGGGCGGGCGGACACCACUCAAUGCAGCCUCAAGCAAUGGUCACUUGGAGAUAGUUAAGCUGCUUCUCGAUGAGGGAGCUGACAUCACGGUCGCCACCAAGGACGGACCCAUACCGCUUGUUUCAGCCUCAUGUAACGGCCAUCUCGAGGUGGUCAAGCUGCUUCUUGACAGGGGGGCUGACAUCACAGUUGCUAAUGAGGGCGGGUGGACACCACUCAUUGCAGCAUCAGACUCCGGCCAUCUUGAGGUGGUUAAGCUGCUUCUCAACAAGGGAGCAGACGUCUAUAGUAUAGACAACGAUGGUCGCACAGCUAUUUUCCACGCAGCGAUGCAAGGACAUCACAAAACUGUGCUGAUUUUGCUCUCCAAGAAGGCACUGGUGAACUCUAAAGACUGUUACAACGCAGGACCACUGAUUGUAGCCUCAAUAAAAGGACACGGAGACACAGUAGAGCUUUUGGCUGCAGAAUAUGGGCACAGAAGCAUUGCCAAGAUGCUCCUCGACGCAAGGAACGUCGACGUCAACUUACAAGACAAACACAACCGAUCGCCACUCUCGUGGGCUACAGAGUAUGGACACGAAAGCGUCGUCAAGAUGCUCCUCGAUACAGGGAAGAUUGAAGUUGACUCAAAAGACGCAAAGUAUAACCAGACGCCGUUAUCGUAG
This is a messenger RNA of Colletotrichum higginsianum IMI 349063, 3921 nucleotides long. Its product is annotated as Pfs domain-containing protein. The record is from RefSeq and is a predicted model, not a curated record. The transcript has 3 exons. Bases 1 to 3921 code for a protein of 1306 amino acids. Lineage: Eukaryota; Fungi; Ascomycota; Sordariomycetes; Glomerellales; Glomerellaceae. Gene Ontology annotation, biological process: nucleoside metabolic process. Gene Ontology annotation, molecular function: protein binding; catalytic activity.